Molecule: messenger RNA, 1344 nt
Organism: Penicillium odoratum
Lineage: Eukaryota; Fungi; Ascomycota; Eurotiomycetes; Eurotiales; Aspergillaceae
Exons: 2
Coding region: 1-1344 (447 amino acids)
Source: RefSeq, a predicted model, not a curated record
AUGACUACAACUUCCGAAUAUCAGUCCCCAGCUAGUUCUUCACUUUCUACCGAAUCUGAUUAUGUAUCUACUUCUGCUUCGCCUCCCAGCACUUCUAGUGCUUCCAUCAUCGAGUCCAGUACAGUCGCCACAACAACAACAGCAGCCGCAGCAGCAGCAACGCCAACAACAACAACAACAACAACAACAACAACAACAAAUGAGGGUGUUGCACUGACUGCGUCUUUGACAUCAUAUACUGGCAAAUCGACUUCCCUGAUGCAAUCCAGCUCUACUAGUACGACGACUGUAGCAAAAAACAGCACAUUGAGCAUACAAUCGUCGCAGCAGAAUACCCCUGAUAGCAGAAUCAGUUCUGGGGCACUUGCAGGAGCCGUAGUAGGCGCUUUCGCCGGAGGCUGCAUUUUGGCAUUCUUGGUGGCUUUCCUUUGUCUCCGCGGUCGCAAAAAGUCACUAUAUCCUCCUGCAAAGGAAGAGCCCUCCGUGUUGGUUUCCUCAAUUCCCCCGAAAGGCCCAAUACAGAGUACCAAGAAUGGGCCUAAUGCUUCCGUCACUGUGGCUAAUGGCAACCAACCAUACUCAGAGGUAUCUGCCAUUGGCACUAUUCCUCUUGACCUGUCCGCAUUUGUUGCUGAGCCUGCAGAUGAUAGCACGGUUUGUACGCGGGUACAGGCUGUCUUUGACCAAGUCAGCUUGCAUGUGGAUAAUUACUACUCCCGUCCUGGCUCACAUCGUCGAUUGAUGCCGGAGAUGGUCGCUCAAAUCAAUGAUUUUGAUUCCUCAUUGCUCGGUACUUCGCUGGCGACACUGCUUUCAAACUCCAGAUCCCAGAGAGCGAUCCUCACCCACACACUCCUUCAUGCUAUCUUGGCGGCUAUUCAAUCUCAAAGCCAAGGGACAUCUCUGACCCCGGCAUGCUAUAGACUGGGGACAGAGAAUGAUCUAUCAAACGUUGCUGAUGAUCGUGCGGUAUUUGCCUGGCGCAUGUUAACAUCUUAUCUUUACAUCAAGGAUGCCCGUAAUAAUUCAGCCCAGGUGAAAGCCCAAGAAGAUUUGAUUACACGCUUUGCAAAUACCUUCACUGAGACAUUUGCCCCAUACAGCGACCCCCAGUUCAACGAAGCUGAUCGCUUGGCCCAUAUGAUAAGCGUGACCCGGACAGCGGUGAAUCUUGGCGUUUGGCUGUUUUCUCAGCCAUGCUCAAUCACUUUUCGCUGGUCGACGACUACACCCAUGGUGAACCAGGUUGUUAUUCUCCCAGCUGUAGUAAAAACAUGUGACGAGCAUGGUGUACGAAUGGCUGUGCCUCAGACCUUGCUAGAGGAGUUUACGCGACAGAUUUGA